AUGCAGUGCUUAUAUUUGGUCUAUUUAUUGUUGCUCCUGUUUGCUGAAGGUACAUACUUCGACUUCCCCGAGCUCGGCGGAUUCCCUGAGUUCGGCGGAUUCCCCGAACAUCCCAAGCCAGAAGUUCCAGAAAUUCCAAAAAUUCCAAAAAUUCCAGACCUUCCAAAAAUUCCUGACCUUCCAAAAAUUCCUGACCUUCCAAAAAUUCCAGAACUUCCAAAACCUCCAGCACCUCCAGCACCUCCAGCACCUCCAUCUCCUCCAGAACCUCCAGCACCUCCAGCACCUCCAUCUCCUCCAUCUCCUCCACCAGAACAAUGUGUUUGCACUUCAUUCAUUCCUAAAUGUAAGGCCAGUUUUGGAAAGCAUGCCUUCUUAAAAGGAUUCCCAUUAGUUGAAGAAUUCAAAUUCAAAGAAGCUAAAAUGAUCACAGAAACCUCCUGGGAAGUUACAGUUGAAUUUUCUAUUAAGAAAAAGUUUGGAUUCUCGGAUUGUAAGAUCAUCAAGCUCAUUGACCACAAGGGAGGUGAAAUUUCCAAGAUCUUUGACAAAAUUCAUGGUAUUAAAAAGAUGAUAGGUAGUGAAUUUAAGUUCUCCGUCAAAAUCGUUAUAGAUGUUACUAGUCAUGGUGAUUUUGUUUGUUCAAAUCCAUUCCUGUUUGAAUAUCUUUGGAAGGGUAUUAUUUCCAAGUAUCACCUGGGUUGUGGAUGGUUUAGUGAUUGUCCUCAAAUGUGCUGGAAGAAAUGUCCACCUCUUCCACCACCUGAGAAUCCACCUCCUUGUAAGACUUGCAGUCCUCCACCACCUGAAGCCAGUACUCCUUCACCAGAAACUACUGUUCCACCACCACCACCACCACCAGAACCCACUCAACCUCCUCCUGAGAACCCUCCACCUGAAAACCCUCCACCUGUUUGUCCAACACCACCUCCACCUCCACCUUGUAAAAGAUAA
This is a messenger RNA of Spathaspora passalidarum NRRL Y-27907, 954 nucleotides long. RefSeq lists its product as uncharacterized. Bases 1 to 954 code for a protein of 317 amino acids. The record is from RefSeq and is a predicted model, not a curated record. The transcript has a single exon. NCBI's taxonomy places the organism in Eukaryota, Fungi, Ascomycota, Pichiomycetes, Serinales, Debaryomycetaceae.